This is a messenger RNA of Zea mays, 1290 nucleotides long. RefSeq lists its product as uncharacterized. Gene Ontology annotation, cellular component: chloroplast thylakoid. NCBI's taxonomy places the organism in Eukaryota, Viridiplantae, Streptophyta, Magnoliopsida, Poales, Poaceae. The coding region runs from base 141 to 1010 and encodes 289 amino acids. The record is from RefSeq and is marked predicted. The transcript has a single exon.
ACUUGUCGUCUCGUCCACUCGGUCGAUCGCCUUAUCUCCUCCUCUCCCAGUCCUCCCGCCCCUCGCCCCAUCCCCCACCACCCAGUCAGUGUCUGUCACCGCCUCACCGACCACACGCCAAGGGAAGAAGCAGCAGCGCCAUGGCCGCGCCGCUCACGGCCGUCCGGGCCCGCCUCCUCCUCCUCCCAGUGACCUGCACGGCAGCCGGUACCACCGGCCGGCCGGCCCCUCCGUCCAAGAGCAGCAGGCCGCGUCUACUACCACCAGGCACCACCCGGUGCCGGUGCUCCAGGCCUCCCAUGGAGGCGGUGGCGCCGGUGUCCGCGGCGGCGGUGGCGGCGCUGCUGCUGCUGCCGGCGGACGCGGCGCUGGCGGUGGGCGGCGAGUUGGGGAUCCUCGAGGGCCGCAGCUUCGCGCUGCUGCACCCGCUCAUCAUGGGCGGGCUCUUCGCGUACACGCUCUGGGCGGGGUACCUCGGCUGGCAGUGGCGCCGGGUGCGCACCGUCCAGGACGAGAUCAACGCGCUCAAGAAGCAGCUCAAGCCCGCCGCCGCGGCCACUCCCGCGGCGGUCGGCGCCGGCGCGGACUCCUCCUCCACCACAACCCCGCCGCCCGCUGCGGCCAGCAAGUCGCCGUCGCCGGCGGAGGCCCGGAUCGAGGAGCUCACCGACGAGCGGAAGGCGCUGCUCAAGGGGUCGUUCCGGGACCGCCACUUCAACGCGGGCUCCCUCCUCCUCGGCCUCGGCGUGCUCGAGUCCGUCGGCGGCGCGCUCAACACCUGGUUCCGCACCGGCAAGCUGUUCCCGGGCCCGCACCUCUUCGCGGGCGCCGCCAUCACCGUGCUGUGGGCCGCCGCGGCCGCGCUCGUCCCGGCGAUGCAGAAGGGGGACGAGACGGCCCGCAGCCUGCACAUCGCGCUCAACGCCGUCAACGUCCUGCUCUUCGUCUGGCAGAUCCCCACCGGGCUCGAGAUCGUCGGCAAGGUCUUCGAGUUCACCACCUGGCCAUGAGACGACGUCCUUGUGCGUGCGUGUCUGCUCUGCUAUGCGCAUCCUGCAUGUCCCUUCACCCUUCUCUUCUCUUUCGUCCCAUCCCAUGACCCAUGUAUUGCUUGGUAGUGUUAGGUUCAAUCUCCGUCUGCAGGUCGUUGUUUUCUUGACCUGUCGAAGUCGAUCCAUGUUCACAAAGCUGUGAUGCUGAGAAUGCCAAUCACAAGUUCCUUUACACUGUACAUGACAAGAGUUCGUUCUGCAGUACACAGUCUUUAGUUAAGCCGAAUCGCCAAAAUUA